This is a messenger RNA of Ixodes scapularis (black-legged tick), 1610 nucleotides long. RefSeq lists its product as uncharacterized. The record is from RefSeq and is a predicted model, not a curated record. The transcript has 4 exons. Lineage: Eukaryota; Metazoa; Arthropoda; Arachnida; Ixodida; Ixodidae. Gene Ontology annotation, biological process: carbohydrate metabolic process. Bases 1 to 1029 code for a protein of 342 amino acids.
AUGUGUACAACACCGGGUUUCACUGCACCACCGUACCACAUUAAGACACCGCCUUACAGCCCGAAGUAUUUGCCUCUGUCCUACUGCUCCACGCUACUUUUCUCCUCGCUCGCCGUCGUCGAUAAAGCUACAGUGAAGCCGAAGAGAAGCGAGCUGCACACAGGGUACCUGGGGGAGCUAUUCCAGAUGCGGCGAAUCUCUGAUUCGCUGAAGCACCGCUCCAAGGAGGUGCCCGUCUACAUUACCCUGGGCGGCGACCUCGCGGACUCUGCCAACAUCUCGAAAGCACUCAGCAGCCAGAAUAGUCGCAACAGUUUCGCUUACCUCAUCAAAUAUAUUACCGGCGGCUUUUUCAAAGGCCUGCACCUGGACUGGGACCAUCCAGGCGGGCGCUGCGGGGACCCCAACGAUACGGCCAACCUGCAGGCCCUCGUCCUCAACCUAAACGGGACCGUGGAGUUAAUGCUGAGCGUGCCGCCGUCGCCUGCCCUGGUGUCCCUGUACAACCUGAGUGGCAUCAUUCACAGGCUUAAGCUGGUCAUCGUGAAGACGCACACCAUCCGGCAGGACAACUUACUCUCCUGCACGGGAGACAGGGCAGACGCGCACGCGGCAUUUAUGGCCAUCCGCGCAAGCGUGCCUGAAAGUUACCGCAACAAGCUGGCCUACACCAUCCAGGUCGGCGUGGACAAGUUUGAGCCCAACAGCGCGGUACCGGCGGUCACUGACCUCACAAGCGGACACCCCGGUCGCACCACGUACAGACGGGUGUGCGCCCAGUACCCGGAUGUCGAGGCACCCGUGGGCGUCGAGUGUCGCCUGGGGACCUUCGUCGAGCACGGCAAAGAGUACCAGGUGGCCUUCGCCGGACCGCGGGAACUGAAGGCGCGCAUGCGCAACAGCUACGCCGACGGCAUGGGCUCUGUGCCCGUCGUCGUGUACGGCCUCGACCUCGACGACUUCUUGGGCAGGUGCUCCGGUGGCGUUAUGUCGCCCCUGGUACGCGCCGUCGCCACGGGAGGGCCCUGAGCAAGAGCACCUCGUCCUCUGAACUCCGUCUACCCGUAAAGGCUGUUUCACACAUUUAUGCUCGACUGUUCCGAGUGUACCGUGCGUGUCGUGAUUUCAGUCAGUCAGUCAAUCAGUGAACCUUUUAUUAGUGAAUAGAAUCAGGGUUCCUGGCUGGCAAAUCGCUGGCAAACUGGCGCCAUCUUUCGGGCCGGUAGCCCUCGCCAUAUUUGCGAGGGCAAAUUUCCGCACAAUUUAUGAGGAAUAGCCGCUCAUAACAUGGCCAGAGUUAUUUCAAGUCUUGAGGCUGGUUAACGCAGCACCGUUUUCUUGCGCUACGAAGCUGAGACACGACCGCAAGUCAAAUCAAGUUUAUUUCCAGAAACUCUGGUGGGAAAGCCCAUACAAAAAGCUGUUAAAAAACAGCUUGAUUAGGUAUGGGCGCGCUCCAGCCCAACAGCGCGGUGCCGGCAGUCACUGACCUCUCGAGCGUACACCCCGGUCACACCGCCGGCACAUCCGGUCGUAUCUCGACGCAAGGGUACGCAGCGCAAGAAAAUGGUGCUGAGUGAACCAGCCUUUAGCCCUAAGCAUACAUACAU